AGACUUCCGAUGUACUCUUGUAGUCAAUUUUUUUCGGUAAGAUUUUUAUUUGAAUCUGUAAAGCUGGUAAUAUCUCAGUGUCCCCUUUUUUUUAGUCAUUGCAUUCCAGAAUUAGUGAUAAGUUUGCCCACUAGCAAAGGAACCCAUAUUGAUCAGGGGAUAGUACCCGCCAGUAGCAAUUGAUGUCAAUGUCAUCGCUCUCUGAUGCCUAUAAAAACAACCUUACUGUAGGAGUUACAUAUAUAUAUACAUCAAGGUGAGGUGUCUACAUUUUUGCAAAUACAUGUGGUCAAUCUUGAUAAAUGAAAUUCGGUGUUUAGGCCACCAAAAUAGCUCAUAUUGAAACCAUGGAUUAUUAUGACAACGAUCUGGUGGUGGCAGUGGAAGAAUGCCUUAAAUUUCAGUUGCCCACCGCCAGUCUUUUAAGGUUUCUUAUUUGUAAUACUACUGGUGAAAGGAAACCAUCUUCAUUGACUUGAAAUUUGGCAUUGAAAUUGUCCAAUCCACAAAUUGUUGAUUUCCCACAAAUUGUUGAUUUCAGGUUAGAGUUUGUCAUAUCCCUUCUUGUCGCUUGUUUUUGUACACCAAGUUAAAGAGACUGAAUACACAUUUAUAUUAAAAUUCUGUUCCAUAAAAGCACAUAAUGUAUAUGAAUACACAUUUAUACUAAAAAAUUGUGUGACAUAUGUAUGUGAUGUUACCGAUGUAUCCAAAGGAGAUGUGCGCGUCCAAACGGAGGAUGCAUGACCAUUUCGGGAGCUUCCGUGAUAGAGAAGGAACAGGAGAAAGUGAGAAGAAUAUGAUGGACUUUAUUGAUGACUGAAGAGCGCCAGAAAGCUAUCUGGUCCAUUUAUGUUUGGUGUAGGAGGACAGACGAGUUAGUCGAUGGGCCCAACGCACCCCAUAUGAAUGACGCUGUUCUGGAUCGAUGGCAAGAAAGACUGGAAAAUAUCUUCAGUGGUUGUCCUUACGAUAUGCUUGAUACCGCACUCACAGAUACCGUCAAGAAAUUUCCCAUUGACAUUAAGCCUUUCAAGGAUAUGAUUCAAGGAAUGAGAAUGGAUACCCGCAAAUGUCGUUACCAGACUUUUGAAGAGCUUUAUCUCUAUUGCUACUAUGUUGCUGGCACUGUUGGCCUAAUGAGUGUUCCAGUGGUGGGAGUUGCAUCUGAAUCUCUCACUAAGAUCCACAAUAUCUAUGAAGCUGCUCUCAACUUGGGUAUUGGUAACCAACUCACUAAUAUCCUUCGAGAUGUGGGAGAAGAUGCUUUGAGAGGAAGAGUGUAUCUUCCACAAGAUGAGCUUGCGCAAUUUGGGUUACGAGAUGAAGAUGUUUACUCAAGAACAGUGUCUGACAAAUGGAGAGAAUUCAUGAAACAGCAGAUCACAAGGGCCAGGUUCUUUUUCAGCAAAGCAGAAGAAGGAGCUUCUCAGCUCGAUGCAGCUAGUCGUUGGCCGGUCUGGACUUCUUUGUUGUUGUACCGGGAGAUUUUGGAUGCCAUUGAAGAUAAUAACUAUGACAAUUUGACGAAACGUGCUUAUGUUGGGAGGACAAAGAAGUUUCUUAUGCUGCCUUUAGCAUAUAGUAGAGCCGUAUCAGAGCCAAAAAUUACUUGAUUCUUCGCUAAGAUCAGGCCAGCUAGCUAGAUUAAUUUGUAAGUGAACAACUUCAGUUGUUGGUUAGGGGAUCUCCUUCCUGUAACAGUUCUCCUGGAUUUGUAAUAAUCAUGCAUUUGUUUUCCACAAGAUACUCUCUUUUUGCUUUUCAUCUAACAUGAAAUUUUAAAUCCA
Messenger RNA from Papaver somniferum (opium poppy), 1790 nucleotides. RefSeq names its product phytoene synthase 1, chloroplastic-like. The record is from RefSeq and is a predicted model, not a curated record. Gene Ontology annotation, molecular function: geranylgeranyl diphosphate synthase activity. Gene Ontology annotation, biological process: carotenoid biosynthetic process. The transcript is spliced from 6 exons. The coding region runs from base 816 to 1616 and encodes 266 amino acids. NCBI's taxonomy places the organism in Eukaryota, Viridiplantae, Streptophyta, Magnoliopsida, Ranunculales, Papaveraceae.